This is a messenger RNA of Phymastichus coffea, 1340 nucleotides long. RefSeq lists its product as uncharacterized. Lineage: Eukaryota; Metazoa; Arthropoda; Insecta; Hymenoptera; Eulophidae. The coding region runs from base 181 to 1053 and encodes 290 amino acids. The record is from RefSeq and is a predicted model, not a curated record. The transcript is spliced from 7 exons.
CGACAGUCGACAGUUGGCUCACGUGUUUUUUUACAGGUUACCGGCUUUUAAGCUUUAGGCUGAGUUGUCUGUCUGAAAUUAUUACUACUUUUGUGUUAAUGUUACCGACUUUUAAGCUUUAGGCUAAGUUGUCUGAAAUUCUUACUACUUUUGUGUUAAUAUUUUAUCUGAUCAUCCAUCAUGCCUAUAAACUCAUUGGGAGAUAUGGUGGAGUAUACUUCUAAUGAGGAUAUACAAUAUCUCAUGGAAGAGGAAGGCACUGACUACUCAGUUGAAUUUGUUGGAUACUUAGAAGAAGUCCUUGGGUACUCUAAGUCAGCCGAUGGUAAACCUCUCUUCAAAGCCACGAUCACCAAUGGUUUUAAAAGAAUUUGUCUAUUAAUUUGGGACACGGAUACUGUGCAACAUUUAGUUAAAAAUUUCAUAGCAGGAGCAAUUGUACAUCUUGAUGGUUGUCAGGGUCGUAUUGUCCAGCCACGAAAAAUUCAUGACACUCAGAAGCUGUUGAACUAUGAAAUAACAAUUCACCCAACUUCCAAAGUACUUUUUAAGGGUUUCCAUGUGCGAGUAGCAGUGCAGAAUACGCCAAAUGUAUCUGCUAUAGAACUUGCAGAUGUUGCUAAAGCUACAGGAGAAAUAAAGGUAAAGGCUUACCUUAAGACUGUAGUUGCAAGAGCUUACAAUAAAGAUGGUGAGAUGCACUUUGGACAAGGAUCUCUGACGGACAAAGUACACAAGCUAAAUGUCAACAAUUUUAAGCCAGAGGAUGUUCCCAAAACCAUGGUGAAAGGAGUUUGUGUUUUGGUAAAAGGUGUUGUGAGCCGUGAAGGAAAACUUCGUAUAAUUUGCAGAAGCAUGGCUGACAUACAAGUACUUCCAGAAGAAUCAACGAUAACUGAAAAAGAGGUUACAUCUGCCAAUAAACCAUUAAAACGAUGGAACCCAGAGCAUAGUCGUGAAGAUAACGUAAAGAAGGCUAAAAAAAUUCAAGAUGAACCCAAGGUCACUGAAAAUGAUCAGAAUUCUAGUUCACCUAUGAAUAUCUCGGAGUAAUUUUUUGUACACUGUCUUUUCUAAAAAUUAUUUAUUAUUUUAAUCCUUACGACUCAAUUCAAAUUAAAACUGUAAUUAUUGACAUAUUCGUUUGUGAUACACGAAACUUUUGUGAUAUAGUGGGUUGUGAUGUUCGUAUCACUUAUAAAUAAAAAUAAUUCGAACUCUCGUAAUUUAGCUAAUGAGUAAGAAUUUGUUUCCGAUGAUUUUACUCUAAAAGCUAAGUGAAACAAAUACAAUAAUUAAGUAAAUCAAAUAUAUAUAAGUAAUUAUAAAAUAUCGAGGAA